Messenger RNA from Ilex paraguariensis (yerba mate), 2326 nucleotides. Lineage: Eukaryota; Viridiplantae; Streptophyta; Magnoliopsida; Aquifoliales; Aquifoliaceae. The record is from the annotation of a GenBank genome assembly.
UCUGUGUGUGGAAGUGGAGGAAUCUUCUGGAAGUUCCUCGAUGCUUAUAUACCCUCCUAGAACAACCCUAAUUACCAAACGCACACUUCUACCAUAUACAUUACUGACUAUACACCAACACCUUAUCCACGCAGGGCAUACAAAACCUUCAGACCCCCGCAAAAACCCUAAUCCCUCCAAACUCCAUUCUUGAAGGUUCUAUUUCCUGAUAGAAGAAAAAUGGCAUCGGCAAAUGCUCUCUCUACCGCUUCAAUCCUCUCUUCUCCCAGACAAGGGGAUUUGAGGAGAAGGAAGGUGAACCAGCUGCAGAAGGUGAAUUACAGGCCAUCAAGCAGCCGAUUUGUAGUGAGAGCUGCUGCGAAGGAAAUUGCCUUUGACCAGAACUCCAGGGCGGCACUUCAAGCUGGUAUUGACAAGCUUGCCGAUGCUGUUGGUCUUACUCUUGGCCCUAGAGGAAGGAAUGUGGUUCUGGAUGAGUUUGGGACUCCAAAGGUGGUUAAUGAUGGUGUCACAAUUGCUCGAGCAAUAGAGUUACCAGAUGCUAUGGAAAAUGCUGGUGCUGCUCUCAUCAGGGAGGUUGCAAGCAAAACCAAUGAUUCUGCUGGUGAUGGGACAACAACUGCAUCAAUUCUUGCUCGUGAAAUUAUCAAAUUUGGUCUACUGAAUGUUACCUCGGGUGCAAAUCCAGUUUCCAUAAAGAAAGGGAUUGAGAAAACCGUGCAGGCUUUGGUUGAAGAGCUUGAGAAGAAAUCCAGGCCUGUCAAAGGUGGCGAUGAUAUUAAAGCCAUUGCUACCAUCUCUGCUGGGAAUGAUGAAAUUAUUGGUACCAUGAUUGCUGAUGCAAUCGACAAAGUCGGACCUGAUGGUGUUCUCUCCAUUGAGUCAUCCUCCUCCUUUGAGACAACUGUUGAUGUGGAAGAAGGAAUGGAGAUUGAUAGAGGAUAUAUCUCUCCCCAAUUCGUCACCAAUCCUGAGAAAUUAAUUGUUGAAUUUGAGAAUGCAAGGGUGUUGGUCACAGAUCAGAAGAUAUCAGCAAUAAAAGACAUAAUUCCCUUGCUGGAGAAGACCACUCAAUUGCGAGCCCCUCUUCUCAUUAUUGCUGAAGAUAUCACUGGGGAGGCUUUGGCUACUCUUGUGGUGAAUAAGCUGCGCGGUAUUCUGAAUGUUGCUGCUAUCAAAGCACCUGGUUUUGGUGAGAGGAGAAAGGCUCUCCUUCAAGAUAUUGCCAUAUUGACAGGAGCCGAGUACCAAGCCAGUGAUUUGGGAAUGCUUAUUGAAAAUACCUCAGUUGAGCAGCUUGGUUUGGCCAGAAAAGUGACCGUCACCAAGGGUUCCACAACCAUCAUUGCUGAUGCUGCAACAAAGGAUGAGAUUCAGGCUAGGAUUGCACAGAUUAAAAAGGAAUUGUCAGAGACAGAUUCUGUUUAUGACUCUGAGAAGCUAGCUGAGCGAAUUGCCAAAUUGUCUGGCGGUGUUGCUGUUAUAAAGGUAGGGGCUGCAACCGAAACUGAGCUUGAGGACCGUAAGCUUCGAAUUGAAGAUGCCAAGAAUGCAACUUUUGCUGCCAUAGAGGAAGGGAUUGUUCCUGGUGGUGGUGCUGCAUUGGUUCACCUUUCAACUCAUGUUCCUGCUAUUAAGGACAAGCUUGAAGAUGCAGAUGAGCGGUUAGGCGCUGACAUUGUGCAGAAGGCACUGGUGGCUCCAACAUCUUUGAUAGCCCAAAAUGCUGGGAUUGAAGGAGAGGUGGUCGUUGAGAGGUUGAAGGAUAGUGACUGGGAAAUCGGUUACAAUGCCAUGACAGACAAGUAUGAGAACCUGGUGGAAGCUGGAGUUAUCGACCCAGCCAAAGUGACGAGAUGUGCAUUGCAGAAUGCUGCCUCAGUUGCAGGAAUGGUCCUUACCACACAGGCCAUUGUUGUCGAGAAGCCCAAGCCCAAGACACCUGUGGUUGCUCCCCCACAGGGUCUUACUGUAUAAUCACCAGAACCUAGUAUCUUUACAACAGAUGAUCAAGGAAAGAGGAGACCCAACCAUGGAAUAUAUUCCCAUAUUUUUUGGGUAAGUAGCAUGAGAUAGUCUUUGUUGGGUUGAGAUUGAGUGGCCUUUUUUCUGUACGGAUCUUAAGUAUUUGACAAUGUUUGCCUUCAUUUAACCAAAGAAUAUCUCCACUGUUUUGUUCCGUCACAAGUCCGAAUAAUGUUGUAGGGCCUGCUACAUGCACUCUGGUUGAAGUGUUCAAAUUUACUACGGUUUCGAUUUGGUUUUGAUUUGCUCGAAGUUUAUUUGGAUUCAAAUUAAUCAAAAUCUAAGGGCAGGGUUAUUCUCA